Messenger RNA from Zingiber officinale, 2078 nucleotides. Its product is annotated as T-complex protein 1 subunit theta-like. The record is from RefSeq and is a predicted model, not a curated record. Gene Ontology annotation, biological process: protein folding. Lineage: Eukaryota; Viridiplantae; Streptophyta; Magnoliopsida; Zingiberales; Zingiberaceae. The transcript has 13 exons. Bases 121 to 1755 code for a protein of 544 amino acids. Gene Ontology annotation, molecular function: ATP binding; ATP-dependent protein folding chaperone; ATP hydrolysis activity. Gene Ontology annotation, cellular component: chaperonin-containing T-complex.
AGGUUUCAGUUGGAUCGUCUCCUUUUCUUCCAGAGGCUUCGAGGCCGAGAUCUCGACUCGUUCUCGCUUCUUCUCCUUUCUUCUUGGUUGUCUCUCGUCGUUCGUCCAGGGUUUGGCGAGAUGUCGUUCGGGUUGCCGGCUUAUGGCAUUCAGGCGAUGCUCAAGGAAGGGCACAAGCACCUCUCUGGUCUCGAUGAGGCCGUGCUCAAGAACAUCGACGCAUGCAAGCAGCUCUCUGACAUUACACGCACCUCGCUCGGCCCCAACGGUAUGAACAAAAUGGUUAUCAACCAUCUGGAUAAGCUUUUUGUGACAAAUGAUGCUGCCACUAUAGUGGAUGAGCUUGAGGUGCAGCAUCCAGCUGCAAAAAUUUUGGUGCUAGCUGGAAAGGCCCAACAGGAGGAGAUUGGUGAUGGAGCUAAUCUAACCAUAUCAUUUGCAGGAGAGCUUCUUCAGAAUGCAGAGGAACUGAUUAGGAUGGGUUUGCACCCUAGUGACAUAAUAAGCGGUUAUACAAAAGCCGUAAAUAAGACAGUUGCAAUUUUGGAUGAACUGGUGGAGAAAGGAUCAGAAACCAUGGAUGUUAGGAAUAAAGACGAAGUCUUUAACAGAAUGAGAGCUUCUGUUGCAAGCAAGCAAUUUGGACAAGAAGAUGUUCUAUGCCCUCUCAUUGCUGAUGCGUGCAUCCAAGUUUGCCCAAAGAAUCCAGCAAACUUUAAUGUUGACAACGUUCGAGUUGCCAAACUACUUGGAGGUGGUUUGCACAAUUCAUUAGUUGUACGUGGUAUGGUCUUGAAGGGUGACACUGUUGGUACAAUUAAGCGGGUUGAGAAAGCAAAGAUUGCUGUAUUUGCUGGUGGUAUUGAUACGUCAGCAACUGAGACAAAGGGCACUGUUCUUAUUCACACUGCAGAACAGCUAGAAAAUUAUGCUAAAACUGAAGAAGCUAAAGUUGAGGAGCUUGUCAAAGCUGUUGUUGAUUCUGGGGCAAAGGUGGUCGUCAGUGGUGCAGCUGUUGGAGAUAUGGCAUUGCACUUUUGUGAACGCUACAAACUUGUGGUUCUAAAGAUCAGCUCUAAGUUCGAACUGCGAAGAUUUUGCCGCACAACUGGUGCUGUGGCGCUUCUCAAACUCAGCCAGCCAAAUCCUGAUGAACUGGGAUAUGCUGAUUCCAUUUCCGUGGAAGAAAUUGGUGGUGCCCGGGUAACCUUAGUGAAGAAUGAACAAGGUGGGAACUCAGUCUCUACAGUGGUCCUACGAGGUAGUACUGAUAGUAUACUAGAUGACCUUGAGAGGGCUGUUGAUGAUGGUGUUAAUACCUAUAAGGCAAUGUGCAGAGAUAGUCGCAUUCUUCCUGGCGCUGCUGCAACUGAGAUAGAGUUGGCCAGAAGGCUGAAGGAUUUUGCAUUGAAAGAAACUGACUUGGAUCAAUAUGCAAUUGCAAAAUUUGCUGAGAGUUUUGAAAUGGUGCCUAAAAUCCUUGCUGAAAAUGCUGGACUCAAUGCAAUGGAGAUAAUUUCUUCCUUGUAUGCUGAGCAUGCUAGUGGAAAUUCAUGUGUCGGCAUUGACCUAGAAGAAGGGGUCUGCAAAGAUGUCUCAACCAUGAAUAUUUGGGACAUAUAUGUGACUAAAUAUUUUGCUCUUAAGUAUGCUGCUGAUGCUGCCUGUACUGUUCUCCGUGUUGAUCAAAUAAUAAUGUCGAAACCAGCGGGUGGGCCAAGGAGAGAUCAACAACCCGGCAUGGAUGAGGAUUAACUUUUCUAAUAAGUAUCACAUGGUACCUGACGAAAAAAAGAGAAUAUUAUGGUUAUCUAUUGUUUUGUGCGUGAAAUCGCCGUGAAGGUUUUGUUGAUACAUUGGAAAUCCCCUGAUGUUCUUUGUUUAAACGAGUAGUAUUCAGCUUUAUGAGUUCAAAGUUAAGAUUUGCAGGGUUAGGGUGAUAAAUAAUUUUGCAUGUGUUGGAAAGCCGAUUAUCACGUAUGUCUUGAGAAUUCUGUUUGUUGGAUUAUCUGCCAAAAAUGUGAACAUAUGUAUCUCAAUUCGUGUUUAGUUAAAAACAAUUGAUGCUUUGAUGCGAA